Messenger RNA from Stomoxys calcitrans (stable fly), 3759 nucleotides. RefSeq lists its product as uncharacterized. The transcript has 5 exons. The record is from RefSeq and is a predicted model, not a curated record. NCBI's taxonomy places the organism in Eukaryota, Metazoa, Arthropoda, Insecta, Diptera, Muscidae. The coding region runs from base 855 to 3512 and encodes 885 amino acids.
GCAAAAUUAAAACCCAAAACAUUUGUACCACGGCGGUGCUACCAUUUACAAGUCUAACGUUGUACACUUCGCUUACAAAACGUCUCGUCUAACUCUAGCUCAGCUUAGCACUGCUUCUCAUCGAUCCCCCCGUUUUUAAGUCGUCAAGUUAAUAAGGCCGUUCUUUCACUUAAGUGAGUGAGUGCAGCAGCAGCAGCAGAUCAACUCUGUGUUUCGUUUUUUUUUUGUUUCUUUGUAUUAUCUCGUCUCGUUUCGUUCUGAUUUUGCCUUGAUUUUGGAAAACUCUCAAGCGCGUUAACGGUUCGUGAAAUUGGCUUAACAGCAAACUUGAACUUUCUUCGGGCGCUCCACCAUCACUAUCAGCGGCUAGUCGAGUCGCAGUUGUAGAAUCUCGUUUAAAACGCAAAGUUGUCUCUAAACGAAGGCCACUAAGAAGAGCCACAGAGUGUUGUGACUAGUGAGAAGGCUAAAACAAGAAAAUUGGUUUAUUAACUAGUGCUUCAGUUAAACAACUUAAAACGACCACAAUACCCCAACCAGGCAACCAACCAGCAACGCCAAGAACAACAAAGUCGAAAACGAACGAAAAAACAGUUAGCUGACAUUCAUAACCUAAAGAACAGAAUUACAAAUUGAAACAAGUCUAAGAAAGCAAAAAAGAAAAAAUCAAAAAAAUUGAAAUCUUAAAAAAAAAUAUUUUAAACAAAAAAAUUUGAACAAAAAUUUUAUGUAAAAAAAAAAUAAUUCUAAAACAAAACCAAAAAAAGUUUUGGAAAAAAUUCCGAAAAAUUGAAAACCUUGCAAAAAUUUGUGCACUUUCAAGAAAUAAACAAAAAAAAAUUCUGUGAUUCAAAAUGGGUUAUGAACACCUCCUGCGAUCAUUUCUACUCUUUGUAAUGGUAACCUCAUCUAUCGCCUAUGGGGAUAAUUAUCCCGGAGUCAUUGAAUUGGUGGGCUAUGGUAAUCGCAGGGCCCGCACCUACUAUCAGCCAAACGAGGAACGUUCCUCUUCCUCAUUGGUGGCUGGCGAUUCAAAAACUCAAGCGGAUAUUGAGACAGUCAAACAAAAUAUUGAAAAAUACAACAAACUCUUGACCUUGGAUACCAAGAAUUUGCCCGAGUCGCAAAAGGAUAUGCUCGAAAGGAUUGUGGAAAGAGUGGCAAGGCUUAAGGAAACCCUCGAUAUCAAUGAGAAGCUGCAGGCCAAUGCCAGCAGAAGUCAAACUACUGACAAAACCUUAACUACCAGCAAUGAGGAGGAAAAUUCUACACAAAUACCCACCGAUAUCACGGAUGCCUUUAGCCCCCUGGAUCAGCAGCAAGAGCAGGAGGAGGAGGAGGAAUAUAACACCGAACCCACUCUGGUAUUGGAUGAGACCACUUUAUUGCAAUUGCAAAAUUCCAUGGAUAAAUUGGCAGCGGCCCAGGCAGCAGUGACCACCUCACAAACUUCGGCCCAAUUGCAAGACUUUCCCACCACCACAGAAAUGAAUUUGGAAACCGAGGUGGAUGAAGAAGCAAAAGCCGAGACGGCUACCAGUUUGCCUCUAGAAACAGACGAAUAUGAUAUAACCACCUUGGAACCCUCCACAGAUACCACGGAUCCCCAAGAAGAGUUUGUAGCAGCUCGUUCCAAUAAUGUGGGCAUUACCGCAGCAGUUGAUGAUACAGAAACCAUGGCCACACUCAGCACCACCAUUGGUAGUCAAAGAACUUUGACCACCAGCAGCAAGAUAUCCAAAACUCGAGCCACCAAAAGGCCUAGCCACACUUCGACCAAAGGUCAGGGCAGCAAACGUAGGCCUUCCACCUCAGCUGCCAACUCGCACACAAAAACCACCACCGCCAACAAACACAAAACUUCUCAUGCUCCCUCGUCGGCUGUAACACAACCCUCCUCCUCAUCCUCGGCAGCUGGCUAUACGAAAAUCUCUCAAAAACCCUUGGCCCAGUCACCAGUCAUGCCACAGGCUGCCUAUCAAUCGACACCUGUAAAAUCCGCCUCACCCGCCAUGGAUAAGUAUGCCUCAUCGAGUACUCCAGUGGCGGCUCCCUCCUCCACAUCUUAUGCCAGCAUUAAUCCGGUUAACAAUAUGGCCUCUUUGUCUGCAUCCACUUCAUUGCCAUCGGCCAACAGCUAUGGAUCCUCCUUGGCCAAUAAUAAUAAUCAGGACAUAGCCUAUGAUGCUCAUGUCAAUACAUCAGCCAUCAUCGAUAGUUUGAAUAACAAUGGCCGCGAGGAAUUCUAUCAACAGCAACAGCAGACGCAGCAGCUACAGAAACAAGGACUACAGAGUGGCAUUGUAACAAAAGAUAAGAAGCCAAUAAGUGGUGCAAAACCUACAAAAUAUCACUACUAUCCACACAAUCAACACAUUUACUUGCUGCCCGAAUGUGCCAUUCAACAGGUCUGCAAUGCGGUCUAUGUGCGUCUGAAUUACACCCAACCGCUGUGUGCGUGUCCAUCAAGAUAUCGGGAUCCCUGUUCGGCUAGUUUGAAUGAAGAUGAUCAACAUACAACAAAACUGGUAGGAGAUGGCAAGAAAAAGGCUAUAACUUUGGCCAAAACCUGUGAGGCUACCACAGAAAUGCGCGAGUGUCGUUCACCCAAAGACUGGUCGCUGUUGGCGUUGCAGAACACACGUACUGGCAAAUCGCAUUAUUUGGUCAUAUGCAGAUGUCCGGAUCAUUUUAAAAUGGAGGGUCCCAUGGCUCAUGAUCAACCUACGUAUGCCAGUGUACCCGGCAUUCGGGUCUUUGGCAUGAUGUGUGUAAAACCAGGAUAUUCGGUACGCAAGCCCUCGGCACAACCACCAAAACGUUAUCAACUUCAAAAACCCUUCUACAGACCGGGAUCACAGACUUCCUAUGGUCAACAAUCGAAUAGUAAUGUAGGGGGAGGUUCUUCGUCUCAACAGUAUGGAGGCUCUUCAGCUCAACAGUAUGGAGGUUCUUCCUCUCAACAGUAUGGAGGUUCUAAAGACACCUAUGGUAGACCUUCAUAUGGAGGCAUAUCUUCUUCGUCGUCGUCGUCCUCCUCCUCCUCGUCGGGAUCGCAAUCCUCACUGGCCGGCUUCAAUUCGGCUACAAGCAGCAAUUAUCAUGGAUCUGAUUCCUUUGGAUCACAGGCCAACUAUCAGUACUUAAAUCGUCCCGAAAGUAUAGGCAGCUCUAGUUUUAGCAGCAGUAACAAACAAAACUAUAGACCCGAACCGGUAUCCAUAAAUAAUUUCCCCGGCGGCAGUUAUGGACGCAACAAUGAAAGAGAAGGCGCCGAUAACAUAGAAGCAGCCACGGAAAUCGAUAAUAAAUUGCUAAUCAAUACCUCAACACAAACCAGUGAGGAGGUGGCCAGAACCACAUUGAGUGAGGAUACCACUAAAGUGGCCGAGGAGCUGAAACGUGAGAAACGUUCCUUAGCUGAGAACACAAUUGAGGGAGAAAGCGAUGAUAUGCCGGAAUUCCCUUGGGAUCGUGUCUUGGAGUUCGAGCGAACCUUGGUGUGGGACUAAGUAAGGGGCAACACUAGACAUACUAUGUACUAGAUAGACACAGGGGUGUAGGUAGUAAUAAAAUAGAUUUUCCUUUCCAACUACUGUAAGAGGCAACAAAAUUAAGAUAUUAUUUUUUUUUUUAAAUUUAUAUAUAUACUCGUAUAAUUUUUGCAAAAUUUGAUAUGUAAUUGAAUUCAAAAUACAGCGACUGAAAACGAAAGAGAACAGGACAAGACAAGACAAUAAAUGAUAUUAAUUUUUCUUU